CCAGCACCAAGCUGAGCAAGACAGGUGCUUAAUCGUGGCCAGAGGGGUUCAAGUCGAAUGUCUGUGCGGGAGCAAUGGUAGCGCACGUGUUUUACAUCAAAGUUGCCGUUAUUGCACCUUUUCAGGCCGCGCAACAUUUUGCAGUGUUCCGAGUAGUUUCUCUCCCCGCUGAGCUCUGCUCUGCGCCGCCGCACCAAUAACUCUUGCUUUAUCACAACGUAUAUUCGCGCCUUAUUACUCCCAUAAAGUUCCGGCCAACUCAUCAACAUGUCCGACUCGAAAGUAUUACACCUCAUCAUCCGUCGCAUUGCAGACUGGUCUAUCUGGUCGUUCUUCACAGAAGUACGUGUGAUUGGAGGCGAGCACGUUCCAUUGGAUGGACCGAUCAUCGUCACCGCCACUCACCAUAACAUGAUGAUUGAUCCUGCUAUCCUUUCGUCCAGCUUCCCGCAUCGUCGUGUUCUACACUACUGGAGUAAAGCAUCACUUUUUGCGAACCCAGUCCUAUCUUGGGUACUUCACUCGUCUGGCAAUAUUCCUGUAGACCGGAAGUCUAAGAACCGGCAAGAUUUAUUCCGAGGAACUAUUGAAGCCCUUGCGCGGGGAGAUGCGGUUGCGCUUUUCCCUGAGGGCACAUCUUACACUGAGCCGAGGAUCAUGCAAGUAAAAGAUGGUGCUGCCUGGGCUGCACUAGAAUACGCUAAAUGGGCGGCGGAGAACGGCGUGAGUGGUCCCGGAGUCCGGAUCAUUCCCGCCGCUAUCGUGUAUACGAAUAAGUCGAAGUACCGAAGCAGUGUCAUCGUGAAGUUUGGUGAACCAAUUUCAAUGGAUGAGUACAAGGAACAGUUCUUUUCGGAUUUAGAGGGGGCGCCGCGCGCAGCGGCAAAGCGCCUCACGCGUACAAUCGAGAGGGAGCUGGUUGAGGCAACCAUCAAUGCUCCUGACUGUGCUCGAAUGGCAAGGGAUCUUCUCUGGGAAGAUGAGCGUUCGAUCGAUCUUGAAGAAUUUGUCACGAUUUCACAGACUCUCGUUGAUCUUUUUUCCACACCGGACGCUGUUCCAAACUUCUCGACUGUUCGGCGCCAUCUUUUGGGUUAUUAUUCACUUCUUCAAUCUACGAAUCUUACGAACUCCGUCUUGUCGUCACUUCCACUUCCGCCAAUGCUAUCUCCAUCUCAUCCCACCCCCCUUCCGUCACGUUUGUUAACGCUCUCUGUCCUUGUUCGCGACACGCUUGCUGCCCUCACUCGCCUUCCUUUCUUCCUCAUCCCGCUUCUACUUCACACACCGGUAUAUGUCAUGGGUCGGAUUGGAGCUGGUUUAGUCCAGCACGAAGAAGAGACUCAGGCACAGAACAAAGCCGUUUUUGGCUUGUUAUCGUGCAUGAUGAUUUACCCUGCUACGUUCUGGGCACUCUGGGCGCUGCUCUGGUACACAGGCACUGGUGCUCUUGUGGCAGCGUUCACAGUCUGGGCGUUUGCAUAUUAUCACAAUAGAUUAAUCAAUGAUAUCUAUAUGAAUCUCAAGCGUGUGAUUGCAGCAUGGCGCGUUCUCGUUGGCGUAUGGGCGCCUAGGCGAUGGGAGCUUUCUAUGUCUGCACUGUCUCAAUAUACAACCCCGCUAGUACCCCCUGAGAAUCCUUGGAUCGAUAAGAAUCGUUCAAAUUCCUCUACUCCAGGCACAUCAUCAAUACACUCAUCCUUACCAACACAGUUUACCGAUGAGCCGCCUGUCAAGAUUGCACCCCGCCGGAGGCCUUCGUCAAGAAGAAUCAUGAGGCAUUUACUUCGGGCACGUGGAGAGGCUGUGAAGGCUCUUGCUGAGUUUUUGACGACCUUGGAGGCAAGCGGGGAUGGGAAGAACGUGGUCGCGAGCAUCCACUUGGCAAAGAGGUUCGGCUGGGUUGAAGAAAAUUCACCGACCUCUUCGACAGAUGAUGAUGAGAAGGAUGACGACGCAGUAUCUAACGCCAAGGGAUACAGGCGAGCACGCGAGGUGAUUGCAUUCCUUCGUGCUCGUGGUGCGAAGAUCGCAACGUUGGAUAGGAAGAUCGAGGGAGAUUGGGCACUCACUAGUGACGAAGACGGUACGGCAUGUGAAAGUGAGAAAGAUGAGGAAGACCUGGUAUGGGUGCCAAGUAGCACGAGUCUCAAGCAGGAAGACGAUUAACCUCGUCCGUAUACCAGAGUGAUUGCAGGAUGUGUACCUAUGGACUUCAAACUUAUUCAAGGGUGACUUUGCCUCGCGUUAAUUUGGCUGUCAACAGGUUGCAUUCUUGUCAGAAGUUAUCACCUUCAUUACUGGACUGCGUAUUGAUGUCCCCGUCCCAAGUGCUUUCGGGGAAGGUAUACACAGACGACGAGCAGC
This is a messenger RNA of Suillus bovinus, 2367 nucleotides long. RefSeq lists its product as uncharacterized. Gene Ontology annotation, cellular component: endoplasmic reticulum membrane. Gene Ontology annotation, molecular function: glycerone-phosphate O-acyltransferase activity; glycerol-3-phosphate O-acyltransferase activity. The record is from RefSeq and is a predicted model, not a curated record. The transcript is spliced from 10 exons. Gene Ontology annotation, biological process: phospholipid biosynthetic process. Bases 268 to 2169 code for a protein of 633 amino acids. Lineage: Eukaryota; Fungi; Basidiomycota; Agaricomycetes; Boletales; Suillaceae.